AUGGGUGCUUGGGGUUCUGGAUAUUUUGAAAGUGAUCUGGCGUGUGACUUUUGGGCACGCGUUAGGGAUACAAAUACAGAAAACACAUUGCAAGAAAUCAUCGACAGUUUGGAAACUGCCAUUAUGAAUGAAGAAGGGUAUCUUGAUAUAUCAGAUUGUGAAGCAGCUACUAUUUCAUCAUUACUUGUUAUUGUUUUUGAUUCAAAGAAAUGGUUUGAAGAAUCUUUCAAUGAUAAACAGAUUCCACAAUUCUACAAAGAAGAAAUUAAUAACUUCAUCAGUCGUAAUCAACAACAAUGGGACAACGAGUACAAAUCAAAGCUCUAUCGUGUUGAAGAAGAACAAGAAGAUUUGAAUAUCAGCCAAUUGGCUGGUAAAGCAUUACGCGGUAAUCUUGAUCCAAAAACCAGUGAAGCAAGUGACCUUUGGAGUGAAACUGAAUACUUUGAAGAAUGGAAGAGUACAAUUCAAAUACUUUUAGAUAGGUUAGAACAAAUAUCCACCUCUAGUAAGUAG
Candida tropicalis MYA-3404 is the source of this 516-nucleotide messenger RNA. RefSeq lists its product as uncharacterized. The record is from RefSeq and is a predicted model, not a curated record. Bases 1 to 516 code for a protein of 171 amino acids. Lineage: Eukaryota; Fungi; Ascomycota; Pichiomycetes; Serinales; Debaryomycetaceae. The transcript has a single exon.